AUGACAAAAAAUGUAACAACCACCACCUCAAACUUCAGCUUCACCACCGCCGAGCGCGACAUCCUCCUCAAACUCCUCAUCUUCUCAUCCCGCACGACCACCUGGCUUCUCGGCCGAAACGACGCCCCGAUAGCCUCAAUCCAGCGAUGGCAGCUCCUGAUGAAACAACUAGCACUGACGGCAAAGAUUCUCCGGACCGGCAGAUUCGUCCAGCAGUUCAAUUGCGCCGCCCGAGCACUAACGCGGAAGCACCAGGACUAUUUCCUAGCAUACGUCACGGUCAUUCGACAGCUGCUGAUAGCGGUAUACCUGACGUUUGAUAACGCGACUAUCUUCAAUAGCAUCGGCUUUAUCCCCUGGAAAGGUGCAAGACGGUUGGAGAUCAGGGCGUUUCGGCUAUGGUUUGCCGCUGGCGUCUGCGGGAUCGUCGCGCAGAUAUACUCCCUGUACCAAUUGAACCUCCCCAAUCAAGUCCCAGAAAAGCAAUUGCUCUUGUGA
Molecule: messenger RNA, 498 nt
Organism: Fusarium subglutinans
Lineage: Eukaryota; Fungi; Ascomycota; Sordariomycetes; Hypocreales; Nectriaceae
Product: peroxisomal biogenesis factor 11
Exons: 1
Coding region: 1-498 (165 amino acids)
Biological process (GO): peroxisome fission; regulation of peroxisome size
Cellular component (GO): peroxisomal membrane
Source: RefSeq, a predicted model, not a curated record